Molecule: messenger RNA, 2202 nt
Organism: Neohortaea acidophila
Lineage: Eukaryota; Fungi; Ascomycota; Dothideomycetes; Mycosphaerellales; Teratosphaeriaceae
Product: DNA lyase-like protein
Exons: 2
Coding region: 176-2107 (643 amino acids)
Biological process (GO): base-excision repair
Cellular component (GO): nucleus
Molecular function (GO): double-stranded DNA 3'-5' DNA exonuclease activity; phosphoric diester hydrolase activity; DNA-(apurinic or apyrimidinic site) endonuclease activity
Source: RefSeq, a predicted model, not a curated record
UCGGUGAGUUCCCGCACCACAAACAUCCCACAACGCAACACAUCCUUGCAUCCUUCUUUUCGGGAGUCGCUGCAGAGUGGAGUGACGCGGUAGGAUCGACGUCGUGUGCGCACUUUACGACAAUGAGUGCUGCAGACAAAGCACUCCGCGCCACCACAAGCGCCAGGUGGCGAAGAUGAGGCUCACAACAUGGAACGUCAACGGCAUCCGAAACCCCUUCUCCUACCCGCCAUGGAACACCGCGCGCACCUUCUCCGCCAUGUUCGAUACACUCGGCAGCGACAUCGUGGUCAUGCAAGAGCUGAAGAUCCAACGAAAAGACCUGCGAGACGACAUGGUCCUCAUUGACGGCUGGGACUGCUACUUCAGCCUUCCGAAGCACAAGAAGGGGUACUCUGGAGUUGGCAUCUACACUCGCAAUGCCACCUGCGCCCCCAUCAGAGCCGAGGAGGGCUUGUUGGGUGUAUUGCCUUCGCCGUCGGGUGUUGCGUACUGCGACCUGCCAGAAGAGGAGAGUAUCGGGGGAUAUCCGAGUGCAAUACAAGUCGCAGAGCUCGGCGUUGAUCCUGCCAUGCUUGAUGCGGAAGGGCGCUGCGUGGUCCUGGAAUUCCCAGCAUUUGUGCUGCUCGGCGUCUAUUCUCCUGCCAACAGCAAUGGGCUGCGGGACGACUUCCGAUAUGGCUUCAUCACCGCUCUGGACUGUCGCAUUCGCAACCUCAUCCGCAACGGCAAGCGAGUCGUGCUGGUGGGCGACCUAAACGUUUCCCGUGACGAGCUCGAUCAAGCUGGCGCUUUCGAAGACUGCAAGAAGGAGGGUAUCACGCAUGCUGAAUACAUCUCCACGCCGAAUCGGCGCAUUUUCAAUCAACUCAUCGUCGAAGGAGAAGUCAUUGGUGAGAGGGACGAAGGACGAGAGCAGGGCGUGUUGUGGGAUACCACACGAGGGUUUCACCCCGAUCGCAAAGGCAUGUACACGCACUGGGAACAGAAGAUCAACGCUCGACCUGGCAACUACGGUGGCCGCAUCGACUUUGUGCUCGUUGCUGAAAGCAUGCGUGGAUGGAUCAGAGACGCCAACAUCCAGGAAGGCCUACUUGGAUCAGAUCACUGCCCCGUCUAUGCCGACUUUCACGAUCGCAUUGACUAUGCGGGCAAGGAAAUAGCCCUGCUGGACGUGAUGAGUCCAUCUGGCGUUUUCACGGAUGGGAAACGGCAACAGGAGUGGAAAGUGGCUAAUGUUCCUGCUUUUUCAGCGAAGCGUCUGCCUGAGUUUGACAAAAGGAGGAGCAUCAAGUCCAUGUUUGCCGCACCAAGCGCUAAGAAGGCUGAGGGAAGAGAGCAGCCUACAAUGAACGCUGCUGUCAACGACUUCAAUGCAACAUUGCAAGUGCAGGACUCCAACUCGGCGAGCACAGCUCAGCGCCGCUCAGAGGAAGACUUCUCCGCAUCCGCCAAACGCAAAAUUCCCUCGCUUCCCAAGGAAAAGUCCUCGAAGCGUCUUAAGUCCGACAGCGCUGUGUCCACAAGCAGGGGUCAACAAAGUCUCAAAGGUUUCUUCCAAACAAGCAGUGUACGCACCAACAGCGCUUCGCAUGAGACUCAUGUGGAGAGGCAGAGGGACGCAACGGGGGAGGCGAGUGCGCAAUCACCAAAUGGCAAACCAAGGCCCACUGAGACCUCAGCAACCGCGAUCUCAGCCUUCUCAACGCCAGAGAAGCGCACUCCGGCCAAGGACCGGCUGGCAGACGAUGAUCAGGAUGACCAUGACCCAGACACAUCCCACCCCUCCACAGCGGCCAGUCCCACGCCCUCCGACUUCUCCGCCCAACUCGAAGCCUCCGAGCAGACACAACGCUCCUGGAACGCCCUCUUCUCUCGCCCCGUCGCGCCCAUGUGCGAAGGCCACGACGAGCCCUGCAAGACGAUGCAGACGAAGAAGAAGGGAUCCAAUCAGGGGCGCAGUUUUUGGAUGUGCGCGCGGCCUUUGGGCCCGAGCGGGAAUAAAGAGAGGGGAACGCAGUGGCGGUGUCCGACGUUUAUUUGGUGUUCGGAUUGGGGUGGCGGGAGGAAGGAUAAGGAAAAGGAAAAGGAGAAGGAGGCUGGGUGACGUAUUCCGGCACAAGACGAAGAAGCGCCGACUGGAGAUGGAUCUGUUGCGCAGUAUCAUAAUCUCAAACUAAUGGCGGGAGAGGAGAACGCUGC